AUGGCUGAAAAACUGGAAAGUCUAAGCGCGCGCACGGUAUAUAUCGCCCCGCCUCCACGCCUCCCCAACCGGUUGGUUAGGUUAGUUGUGGUCACUGUUGAUGACACCGUUCAACCACUUUGGGGCCCGUAUUUCCCACAACUCUGGGACUCAACGGCCGGCGAAAAGUGUGGCCCAAACCCGGCAUACGUUCAACAAUUGACAGACUGUGCGGUCGAGAAGUGGGCCAUCAUAUCAAACACACCACCCUGUGGCCCAAACCCGGCAUACGUUCAACAAUUGACAGACUGUGCGGUCGAGAAGUGGGCCAUCAUAUCAAACACACCACCCAUGCGGAAAAGCUGUGAAAACGAAAACUUGUUGACAGAAUUUUGCGAUUCACUGAAACCAAAAGCGGUGACCGAAACCAAAUGCCAACACUAUUUAGGCCAGUAUUGCGCGGGCGGUAACGGCAAC
Medioppia subpectinata is the source of this 456-nucleotide messenger RNA. The record is from the annotation of a GenBank genome assembly. Lineage: Eukaryota; Metazoa; Arthropoda; Arachnida; Sarcoptiformes; Oppiidae.